ACGACGAGGUUAUAUACAUUAUUUUGCCGUUCCCGCUCGUUUUUAAUAAAUAACAUUCACGAAUAGAUGUGAAAUUUUAACCCUGUUUUCAGUAAGCUGGUGACAUUUGUCAAAAAUUUUCCAGAUGCGAAAUGGAUAGCCCAACAGAAAACGCAUCUAAACAAAUACCAACGAUGGAUAAGGUGGAUGCAGAGGUAAAUUUGAUGGAGUAUAAAAGACAAAUGCGCACAGUAAAGACUAACCUAGCGCUGAAAGCCGAGAGAUUGCUAAAGACUUCCUCACUAAAGCAACUGGAAGUUUUUAUUAACUCCAACGCCUAUGAUGUCCACAAUGAAGUUCUUUCUAUAAUCAAUAAUGUCAACAUUGAAUUGUGGGUUAAGCUGCAUGUAAUCAAUUUGGUUUCGGCCUAUCUACGGACAAUUAUUUGUAAUUAUGACUUGGAUUCUUUAGCUGCUGUGUAUUUAGUAUGGAAAGACUAUGAUAGAGAUAAGUUUUUGAAAAUGCUUCACCAAACAUGCCAUGAAGAAAAUAAUACAAUUUGUAAAACAUUUUUCUUAGUGCAUUUAGUACCAGCAAUAAUGCAACCAUCCCCUACCGACUAUGACAAAAAGGGCUUACUUAUUGAUCUUGCCUUUAUGUUUGUGCCUUGCUACCCAGUAACUUGUUGGACAGAAGAGGAAUAUGAAAUUUUUUUGGCAAAUAUAAACAAAUAUAUAAAAAAUAUUUCGGAUUUAAGGGAUGCCAAUUAUGCACACUGGCAUAGGCUGUGGAUGUUUUUAGUCAGAGUAUUUGGUAAAAAAUUGCACCACUCCAUGUCACUGGUCAAUCGAUUGUUGCGUGUAGUAGAAAGUGCAUUUAGAAAUUCUUCCUGUGAACAGAGAUUGAAAGGUUAUGAUUGCUGGAAGGAGUUGAUAGACAAUGCAAGUCUGGAUAAGAAGCAUUUGAGCAGCUCCAAGCAAUUACGUUUACUCCUAACCCCAUUGAAAGCCAAGUUUUCAAAGCAAGAAUCUGUGAUAAUGAAAAGGUUUGAGGUUUUUGGUUAUUUGCUGGAAAAACUUCAAUCAGACAGUACAUUGAUAUUAAAGGAGUUAUUAGAGUUUUGUUUUGGUGAUGUUAGUGAGCAUGUUGACCCCACUAAAGUUGGUCACAGCAAAAGUGUUCCACAACUUCGGAUUGAGAGUGCAAAACUUUUACUUGCUAUUAUAGGUCAUGCACAUAAUGAAGUUGAACAUUGUUUAUCUACUGAUGGAGAGAUAAGAUUAAAUCGUCCCGUAGUAAAUACUGAAAACUUUUAUAAGUAUUAUUGCUAUGUUAUUAAAUCUGUAGAUGAGUGCUGUAAACUUCUCAGAGAUGUUGAGUUAGAACAUCGGAUCAGUGUGUUGCAGUGUUUUUGGCAAUCAACACUGAACUUAAUAUUCAAAUCAAGCGGUAACAGACUGGAUUCCUUAAAUCUUUUAAACAAUAUUAUUGAAGAAAAUUUAAUGGACAACAAUCCAUACUCCAAGAGCCUUGUAUGCCUGAUGUUUAAAGCCGCGAUGAACAUUGAGAAAAAUUUAAUCCAAGACUUUGUCAUAAAAAAUUUAAACUCUUUGCUGAAGGUCAUAUUUUCUGUACCUUUAAGGGACCAUAGUUAUUAUGCAUCUGUGCUGAAGUUUUGUGAUAUGAUUUUCACCAUAAAUGAACUAGAGGAGAAGUCGAAAAUUAGAAGCCAUAUAUUUCGUUGUUUUACCGAUUUCAAAACCAUUGAAUGCAAUGUUUAUUUUGUUGCGGAAAUUUGGAUCCGUUUAGCGAGCGAGUUGGACGAUCGCCCAAAGGAAAAGCUGGAUUUUUUGCUGUGGCCUGCACUUUACCUUCAACAUCUGCAGGGUUACGAGAACCUCGGCAUCAAGGUUGUGGAAAAUUAUGGAGUUCUAAUAACAAAAUAUGUACAGAAAUUUGAGGAAAUCAGGAUCGCCCUGUUUAAGGGCUACAAGAAACUGCUAAGAAACAACCCUCUGCUUUCGGGUAACAUUUUAAAGCUUGUGGAGCUUUUUCCGACAAACUUUGAAGACCUGGAAGGCACCACGGUCAUGUUCGACAUUUUUUCGCAAAUUCUUCAAGUUCCCUCGUUUAUUCAGGGCAAGGAGCAGAAAACAAUCAUCGAAUGUUACCUAAAAGCGUUCCUCGACCAGAAAAGUGGGUUUUCAACGCUGGCUCAUCCCAAAAGCAUUGAAAGUCUUUGCCGUUGCCUAAGGCACCUUUUCGAAAAUCAACAGUACGACUGUUUAAAUAACCUGGAACGUUUUGUGGAAGUUGCUCCAGACCCUAUAAAGGAAUCAAUCCUAAAGCUUUUGUCAGUUCCAUUGACAGAUAUGCUGAAAAAAGAGACGGAUUUAGCGAAAAUUUCCCAAAUCGAUAGGUUAAUUCGAACUUUGCAAGAUACAAAAAUUGCGGAACCUAAAGAGGAAACGGAGAUACCUCUCGCUAUUGGCGGCAGAUCAGCGAAAAUCGCCAAACUGGCCAAAAAUAUCCCCAAGAGUCCCAUGAAACGGUUGGAUUCGUCGCCGCUCCGUUUAUUUGGCAGGGAUGUUGAUAAUUUUUCGUCGGUAAAUCUCAAGGGCAGCCAACUAAAGAAUGUUACUCCCACAAAAAAAGGCACAGGAAGUUCUACUCCGAAUAAAAUGUCCAAGCCGUCGCUGAUGGAUGAGAGUUCCAGCAAAUUCGUUUCAAUCAAAUCGGAAGUGAAAAUCGUGCUCGAAAAUUUGACAGAACACCAAAAGGAAUCGUUGAAAAAGAGACGCGAAGAUAUUCCCGCUCUUUAUGAAGAUCUUUCUCAAAGUCAGAGUCGGAGUUUGAAUUCUGUUAUUCAUUUGGAUGAAAAUCAAGACGAUUUCAAACAGCCACAGCGUUUGUCCAAAGAUCAUGACGAUAACACGGCGUCAAAGAAAGAUGGUGCAGAGCGAAAACUUUUGGAAGAACUGCCAAAUAUACCAGCUUCGUCCCCUAAUGAAGAUGACAAAAAAAAGCAGCUAGCCAAAGAAAAAAUGCGACUGGAGUUGAAGAAACUUGAGUUAAAUAUUGUGGGAGCUGAAGAAUUCCUCUCGCCAUCCACAAAGAGGAAAAGGAAGAAAAAAAUUUUUCUUAGGAAAAGUCCAAGAGAUUCUUCGAAAAAGAAAGAAAAGUCGACGCCCGAUAUAACAAGUAAGAAAACAAGCGGCCACUCUUCCCUAAAAAAUAAAUCAGUAGAACGAGAUGAUGUUACGCCUAAAGAGACAAAAAAUAUUGUUGAGCCGAGUCAAAGAGAUGCAAAGAAAAAUGAAAGCACAGAAUCGAAACAGAAGGAAAAGUCCACGCCAGAUAUACCCAGUAAGGAAACAAGCGGCUGCUCUUCCCUAAAAAAUAAAUUAGUAGAACGGGAUGACGUUACGCCUAAGGAGGAAAAAAAUAUUGUUGAGAAGAGUCAAAGAGAUGCAAAGAAAAAUGAAAGUAGCACAGAGUCGAAAAAGAAAGAAAAGUCGACGCCAGAUAUAACCAGUAAGGAAACAAGCGGCCGCUUUUCCCUAAAAAAUAAAUUAGUAGAACGUGAUGAUGUUACGCCUAAAGAGAAAAAAAAUAUUGUUGAGAAGAGUCAAAGAGAUUCAAAGAUAAAUGAAAGUAGCACAGAAUCGAAAAAGAAAGAAAAGUCGACGCCAGAUAUAACCAGUAAGAAAACAAGCGGCUGCUCUUCCCUAAAAAAUAAAUUAGUUGAACGGGAUGACGUUACGCCUAAGGAGGAAAAAAAUAUUGUUGAGAAGAGUAAAAGAGAUGCAAAGAAAAAUGAAAGUAGCACAGAAUCCAAAAAGAAAGAAAAGUCGACGCCAGAUAUAACCAGUAAGGAAACAAGCGGCCGCUUUUCCCUAAAAAAUAAAUUAGUAGAACGGGAUGAUGUUACGCCUAAAGAGAAAAAAAUUAUUGUUGAGAAGAGUCAAAGAGAUUCAAAGAAAAAUGGAAGUAGCACAGAAUCGAAAAAGAAAGAAAAGUCGACGUCAGAUAUAACCAGUAAGAAAACAAGCAGCCGCUCUUCCCUAAAAAAUGAAUUAGUAGAACGGGAUGAUGUUACGCCUAAAGAGGAAAAAAUUAUUGUUGCGAAGAGUCAAAGAGAUUCAAAGAUCAAUGAAAGUAGCACAGAAUCGAAAAAGUCGACGCCGGAUAUAACCAGUAAGAAAACAAGCGGCUGCUCUUCCCUAAAAAAUAAAUUAGUUGAACGGGAUGAGGUUACGCCUAAAGAGGGAACUAAAAAGAGGAAACGAACAAGUCCCAAGACAGAAUCUGAGGAUUUUAUAGAGAGUUCUCAAGAAACUACUCUUAAUAAUUCAAUAAAGGCAAAGUCGUUCAUCAAGAGGUUAGACAGAGAAGGUAGAAGCUCCCUAGAUCAAACGUUAGUAAAAAGCUCCGCCAAAGAAAAUUCGCCAAGCCAAACCCAAUCCUUGUUUUCACAGAAUUUGGAAGCAGAACCAAAGAAUAUAGAAAAUAUUGCGAAAAUUGAAGAAACGGAGAAUCAAAACACAGAACAGUUGAAUGAGAAUGUGAAAAAUAGUACGCAGAGUCAAGAUACUCAGACACAGGAAACUGAGACUUAUGAACCAGACGCUGCAUAUGAUACUCAACCCAAGCUUGAUGUUCCAAAGAAGACGGAGCUUACGAAGGAGCAGAAGGUCGUCUCUAUGAUGGAUACUGCUUCGCUGACGUUUUCAAAAUCAGAUGAGCCCAUCGAGGACCCAAAAUUGAACCCGUAUUGGGAGAGAGAAAAUGUAAUGGAAAUAAUAUUGGGUAAUCUCUCUCCAAGCAAAACCAAAAACAAUGAUUCGGAAUUAACCGAGAAAGUCGUAGAAGGUGCCAAAGUAGUCGAAGAGAAUGAGACCGCCUCGCCUGUUGGAAGUGGCCGCGACGCUCUGCCCUCAUCGCCCGUAACAGGCGACACUCCAAACAAAACUUCCGAACUAUUAAAUAGCACCUCGGAUAUUUCACCGAUAACGUCAAAAUCUGGUUCCGAUGACGAAAAUGAUACCGUCAAACCGUUCGUUCCGGUUGCAUUGAAAUUCGAUGAUCUUGUCGAUACUUCCGGUUCGCAGUCGCCCGUAAAAGGAGACGACGUCUGCGCAGUAUCGGAAAUGGCGUCGGAAAAAAAUAUCCAGUGCGCGAAAGGUAGAUCGGUGGACAUUUUGGCGAUCGACGACGACAAAGUGGUGAAUAACAUUUCCAUCAGAUCGUCAAAAUUUUUCAGUAUGGUUAAGAGUGGUUCACCCAUGCCUCCUCACAGGUUCAUUAAUAAAAGAAAAUCGAGCACGCAUAUGUCACCCUCGGCCCUGAGGAUCCGGAAGUUGAUGUCGGGUAGGAAACCGAAAGCGGCCACUCUGUCUACAAGCAAUAUGGAUAAGCAAGAUCUUCUUACGUUUACUAGGGAGGUACCGAGUCCAUCGGCAACACCAAGGUCCAGUAUUUUGAAGAGGAAGCAUUCGGACGUCGACGAUGGGUUUUCGCCCUGUCCCAAGCGCAAACGGGUCAACUUUAGCGAUCCAUGCACGACUUCGAGCAAAGUGUUUUACAAAGAAGAGACAAACCUGGGCGAAUUUUUCUUGUUGGAACCGCCUCUAGACAUAGGCGUGUUCGAUAGCGACGAUACAAACGAAAACUUAACGGACACGGAAGUCUUGGAAACCGAGCAAAGUCUUCAAAUAACCAACAUGACGAUUUUGAGGAAUGAUCGGCCGAUAUACCCCCAGUUGGAAGACUGCGACGAAGACGUGUCGGUUAUCAUGGGAAAAGUAACCAGUCCCAUGUUUAUAAAUAUGUUAACGAAUAAACUGAAGAAUAGUGGUAUCAAUACAAUCGGGGACCUAGCUAGACAAAGCGAAGUGGAAGUGAACAGGUUCCCAUUCAAAACGCCGAUCGUUGCGAACGUUUUUAAAGCUUUGGACAAUCACUUUGCCAAGUUUUGCAAAAGAGCCGGACAAGUUUGGAGACAAGAGUCGAUCGAACGAAGCAGUGUCAACAAUGGGGAAACGGUAGAUGGGCAAGUAUUACAUGUUGAAGAGUUGAAGGACGUCUUGGAAAAAAUGAAGACUAAGGAGAUGACUGGAAAGAGCUUAAAUUAAUUGCUGAAGAAACAGAAAAGGCAGAGAUCAGAUCGACAGACAAAAUCAAAUACUUGGGGUGGGACCACCACGCCAGUAAUGUUGUAAAAAACUUAAGGAACAUCCUACAUAAAUUUAAAUAUUUAGCAAACUUCUUCAGCGAAAAACACUUAAGGACAAUCUAUUAUGCCCUUGCACAGUCUCUAGACUAGUAUGGCAUUUUGACUUGGCGUGGCAUUUUGGACGUUUGUCUUAUGAAGACUCAAAUUCUGCAGAACUACUUUUUAAAAAUACUGCUUAAGAAGGAUAGAAUGUACCCAUGUCCUUUGCUGUAUGGCGAGGCAAACAUUUUUGAUGUUAGACUCUUAUAUUUUUUACAAAUAAUGUUAUACACUUUUAAAAACAAACCUAUUUUAAAAUUUAUAAAUAAAUAAAAAUUAUAAAUUAAUAAAUAUAAAACGUAAAACAAAAAACUUUUAUUUUCCUAUCGCAAAAAUUAUUCAACUAUUUGCCGUCAGCCCAAAAGCAACUUCUAAUUACUACUGAUGGGAUAUACAUCUUUAAAAUAAAAAUAAAAUGCCGUUACCGCACUUGUCGCAUAAUAUACUAUAAGUCUCUCCGCUGCGCUACGCUCGUGCCAAAUAAAUAAAUAAAAAUAAUAAAUGUUCGUUUUUUACCACUUUUUUCUUUUUAUUGCCUUUUACAACGUUUUUAUUUCCGGGACACCCCUUUUUAAACACUGAUAAAAAAAAUAAAAAAAAAUACUGAUAUUUUUCAAAAAUUGUUUUUUUCAUUGCACACUUUUUCUUAUUUAUUAUUCAAUGUUUGUUUUAUUGUAUAGAUGUACUUUAAUAGUAGUUUAGUAGUAAUUUUAAUUAAAAAAAUGUAGCCAUGUGUCUCUCUGA
Messenger RNA from Cylas formicarius (sweet potato weevil), 6997 nucleotides. RefSeq names its product telomere-associated protein RIF1-like. Gene Ontology annotation, cellular component: nucleus. The transcript has 13 exons. NCBI's taxonomy places the organism in Eukaryota, Metazoa, Arthropoda, Insecta, Coleoptera, Brentidae. The coding region runs from base 132 to 6113 and encodes 1993 amino acids. Gene Ontology annotation, biological process: telomere maintenance. The record is from RefSeq and is a predicted model, not a curated record.